Messenger RNA from Acanthoscelides obtectus, 3823 nucleotides. NCBI's taxonomy places the organism in Eukaryota, Metazoa, Arthropoda, Insecta, Coleoptera, Chrysomelidae. The record is from the annotation of a GenBank genome assembly.
ACGAACUGGAAUAUUGGUGGAGGAAGUGCUACAAAUACGACGCAAAUGUUCGAUCCAGGGUAAAAAGUAUACGCAUUUGAGGUCAUGCCGCACUUCUGGGACUUUGGGAGAUCGCACAAACCGCCACGGAAUCUACAAGACGGUCUGUUCCAGAUUGCCUCGCAAACUUGUAGCUUGCUUGUACAGGUGAACAACACGAACAACAUCAGCUAUGGCAACAACUCGAGGACCAUGCACUUCAACAGCAUGUCUACCAGCGGACUGGGAGGGCAGUCUGGGGGUCUGGGAAGCGGCACUUCCAUGGGCAUGGGGGCAGGAGCGCGUAGCAGAACCCCCGGACCGUCUACCCGAGAUGGGGACAGGGAGCAGCUGUUGGUGCUCAUACCACCCACUACGUCUACUGGAGGCAUCGGGGAAAGGCAUUGUAAAUAUAAGCCGGGAGUGCUUGGAAGGCCUAGAUUAUCGACAGUUUUGGAGACACCUCCAUCAGUUCAUCCUGAGGACGAAGCUGAUGUUUGGAGUCAUGGAUAUCUAUCACCACCUGACCUGGAUGGUACACCUAAUAGGUGGUCAAAUAAAAACAAGUGGUGUAGGCCCUCCUGUAUACCCAUAUCAAUUAUAUGUAUCUUGAUCUUCCUAGUAGUUUUGUUGCCACUAUUAGAUCAUGCAGCUGAAAAAGCAUUGAUGGAGUUGAAUGCACCUUCAGAUGUGUGUCAAGCUAGUUGCAAGUUAUCAUUAAUAGAAAGCAUACCAGAGGGCUUAGUCUAUCCAAACGAUUCUGUAAUCCAUCCUUCCACUUUUGAUACAUGGUUAGAUUUGAUCAAUUCUGCACACGAAUCGAUAGAUAUUGCUUCAUUAUAUUGGACAUUGAGGCAGUCUGAGGUUUAUCCUGACCCAUCUUCCAUCAAGGGCGAGCAAAUAUUUCAAUCGCUAUUACGUGCUGGCACAGAGCGAGGCAUCAAGAUACGGGUGGCACAAAACAUGCCAUCUCAGAACUAUCCGAAUGUUGACACUGAGCUACUUAUGAAGAGAAAAGCUGCGAAAGUUCGUAGUGUCAACUUCAAUAAGCUAUUGGGAGGUGGAGUGUUACACACAAAGUUGUGGAUCGUUGAUCGGACUCACGUCUAUCUGGGCAGUGCUAACAUGGAUUGGAGGUCUUUGACUCAGGUGAAAGAAAUGGGUAUAUCCAUCAGAAAUUGCUCAUGUUUAGCCGAAGAUGUCCGAAAAAUCUUCGAGGUAUACUGGACUUUAGGCGAGGACGGUGCAAAGAUUCCAUCCAAUUGGCCUGCAACUUUGUAUACUAAAUACAAUCUCGACACGCCGAUGGACCUGAUAUACAACAACGAAACAUUCCAUGCUUUCUUUUCGAGCUCUCCUCCUCCUUUGAACCCACAUGGUCGAACCAACGACGUUGAAGCCUUAAAACAUGUUAUUCUCCACGCUGAGAAGUUUGUGUACAUAUCUGUUAUGGAUUAUAUCCCCCUUACCAUAUAUUCUCCAAAAAUCAGGUUUUGGCCAGAAAUUGACGAUGCCAUCAAAACCGCAGCAAUAGAACACAAAGUUAAGGUGAAAAUGCUAAUCAGUUGGUGGAACCAUUCUAGACCUGCUGAAGAUAAUUUUUUGAAAUCUCUGGCUAGUGUCAACAAUGCUUAUCCUAGAGUAUCAAUUGAGGUGAGACGCUUCAUCGUUCCAGCAACGAAGGACCAACAGAAGAUCCCGUUCGCCCGCGUGAACCACAAUAAAUACAUGGUAUCAGACACAACUGCCUUCAUAGGGACGUCCAACUGGUCAGGGGAUUAUUUCAUCGACACCGCGGGUAUCUCGUUCGUCCUCCAUGAUCCGGUCUUCGAGAGGACUGCCGACCACACAACCAUCCGCAGCGAGUUAGAGGAGGUGUUUGAGAGGGACUGGAACUCUCCGUAUGCUCAUUCCAUGGACUUCGCACAAGACGACCUGGAACAUUAACACUCGAACGUCUUAGUUGUGUUUGGAAACACCACCUGUCUGGGUUAUUAUGUAACUUGCAGCUCGUAUAAAUGGGUUCAUUGCUCAAGUUUCCAUUUUACGGUUAUUGGUUGCACCCCACCCUGUAUUAUGCAUUGCACUGAACAUCUGACAUUCAUUAAUGGCUCAUGUCUGAAUCGGUAAGAGAAAUUUAUUUUGUAAUGUGUAUAGUAUAGUCAUGUAAUAAUUCUACACUUUAGCUUCUUAUGCAGUAUUUUCUGUAUCAACUUUUUGGAUUUCAGCAUUGAUGUAGGAGAUUACUCUUCCAUUUUUUUCAGGCGAAGACGCUGUUUCUGUGGAUCGUUCCUUGUACUAUAAUAACUGCAAUGGAACUCACUGUAAUGUUAUAAAAUAUCACAACUUCCUGCCGAUUGUUGUUCAGACAGCUCAAUGAAUUCGAGUAUAUCUUCGAAAAUACAAUUGAAGUGUCCUUUCUAUUUACAUUUCACGUUUUCCUAAAAGUGCCUAUACUGCUGCUGUCUUACUGCUACUGAGACUUUUCUAACUGAGCACUUACCCAGUCUUCAUAAUCCUUGAAACCCUUCUAUUUAGACUGUUUUUACUUACGAUGGAUCUCAAGAAUUCUAAAUCAGUCUUGUCUACCCUUAUUGGUCUUUUUGAUAUCAACUAAUAGAUAAAAGCCUUAGCCGCCAUGAGACAUAACGUGUAAGUGAAAAGUAUUCUAAUGUAAAAAGGUGAUAGAAACAAUGUCCUGAGGUGUCAAGAACCCAAAUCAAUAAUUGUAGAUGAAAAAUGAAAAUUCAUACGAAUCAAUCCUGAUCGGAGAGAAAGUAGAAAUAUUUUACCACACGUUUGAGAAAUCAGAAUAAGUUUUUUUUAUGCUCCAACCACCUCGAAGGCCUAACGCCUAAAUGGGUACCGUGGGACUAUACGGGAAUACAGGAGAAAUGAGGGAACACGUGUGCAUGCAAUAUACACACAUUCUGGCCCCGCCUACGAGAUCCGGCGGGUGGUACCUUCGUGUUCGACAGUCGGAGACCGUCUACCACCUACGGACAAUCACAACAUCCAUAGCCAAGAGAAAAAUUCUCUCGGGACGGGAUUCGAACCCGCGCAGCGCAAUGCUACUGAUUAGUAGACCCAUAACGUCUACCAUUACGCCACCGCUGCUGCCUGCGUUGUGCAUGACAAUAAGUUCUGAAAUAAUGCGUUUCAAAAAACUAUAGACAAAUGACACAUAAAACGUGUGCAGAAUUGAGUGCGUAAACAAACAAUAGAUGGCAGGUUAGGUUAUAAAAUGGGGUGGGGCGCGAUGAGAGUUUUAUUGCAAUUGUAAUUUUUACCUUCCAAAUACGUGCUAAAAUAUAGCUGUUUCCUCCGAAUCUUCAUGCUACAAUGUUUAUCUUUUGUAUAUAAUCGCAUCUUUGUAUUAGAUGUAAGUACACUACAAAUAGACGCACUAAAAUUAUAUGAAAAUACGAACUUAGGUUAAUUGCACAUAUUUGUUUUUAGUGCUUGAUAUCCCUAAGUAAAAUCCACUUAUCAUUGUAUCAUGUGAAAAUAUUUUUAUACAUGUAAGUAGUUGAAUUUUUUGUCGAACCAGGAAAGAGUAAUUUAGGUGUAUUCUGUAUAUGUUUUCUGUAAUAUGUAUAUUUGCUCGUUGUAAUCAGCUACAAAACUUGAUGUGAUCUUUAUUAUAAUUAUAUAUGGUAUGUAUAUGGAAUAACCGUUCAUCUGCAAAAUGUUUUUAGAAUAUUUUUUUAUAUAUCUAUAUACAGAUGUCUUGUUGAAUUAUUUUGUUUUUUGAUGGUGGAACGUAUAAUAUCGGCGUCUCCUUUGCAUUGUUUUUGAAGUGUGC